AUGCCUCGACCGGGUCGCAGCACGUACGGCGACCAGAAACCGCCGUACUCUUAUAUAUCGCUCACCUUUAUGGCCAUACAAUCUUCAGACGAGAAGAUGCUGACGCUGAAUGAAAUCUACCAGUUCAUCAUGCAGCGAUUUCCGUACUAUCGCAAGAACACCCAACGGUGGCAGAACUCACUGCGUCACAACCUUUCCUUCAACGACUGCUUCAUCAAGAUUCCCCGCCGCCCGGACAAGCCGGGCAAGGGCAGCUAUUGGGCACUACAUCCCAACUCGGGUGAUAUGUUCGAGAAUGGCAGCUUUCUCCGCCGACGGAAACGCUUCAAACUGCAGAAGAACCUCAAAGAGGAGAUCAACCAGUCAUCAUCACUAGAGAAGCAGUCGCCGAAGCAGUCCUUCUCCAUUGAGCACCUCAUCGGCAGUGCUGCUGAAUCGAACCACAAUCAUCAUCAGUCUGCCAAACAGGGUCGGUCAUCGCUGAAACAGCAACACCAGCAACAACAACAUCAACAGGAGCAGCUGGCGUUGAUCACCUCAGAUGCGGCCACUGCGGCGGCCAUUCAAGCGGCACUGAGCGUCUCCAAUCCUCUUCUUUCUGGUCAUAACUCGUACAGGGGCUCCAAUCCAUUUCGUGGGGCGCACGGAGCCGCUGCACUCUCAUCGGCGUUUGCUGCGGCUGCUGCCAACGCCAGUAAUGGUCAAAAUGGAAGUGUG
Molecule: messenger RNA, 717 nt
Organism: Rhagoletis zephyria (snowberry fruit fly)
Lineage: Eukaryota; Metazoa; Arthropoda; Insecta; Diptera; Tephritidae
Source: RefSeq, a predicted model, not a curated record